Hevea brasiliensis (rubber tree) is the source of this 1262-nucleotide messenger RNA. RefSeq lists its product as uncharacterized. Gene Ontology annotation, biological process: mRNA cis splicing, via spliceosome. NCBI's taxonomy places the organism in Eukaryota, Viridiplantae, Streptophyta, Magnoliopsida, Malpighiales, Euphorbiaceae. The record is from RefSeq and is a predicted model, not a curated record. Gene Ontology annotation, cellular component: catalytic step 2 spliceosome. The coding region runs from base 334 to 1029 and encodes 231 amino acids. The transcript has 8 exons. Gene Ontology annotation, molecular function: RNA binding.
AACGCACCGACAGCGUCCUAUAAAUUUUCGUAGGUUUACCUCUCACAGUUCCUAUCCUAAUCCUACCUACGGUUUUGCGCUCUCGGUGUCGGGUCCAUCCUUGCGUUUUCAAAAACUGGCUCCACAAACUGGACGGGCUAAAGAUGAACCGAACCCAACCCGAGGAAGACCCAUUAUCUGAACCGACUCCGGUUCGCUUUUAUCAUCCACCUCUUUCAACCUUCGUAUUGUUUCUCUGUUUCCCUCUUCCUCCGCAUAUCGAAUACUCAGGGAAGGCUGGUUGAACUAAGUUCAAGAACUCAACCAACGGUAAUUGAAGGAUAGUUAGGAGCUAUGACGACUGCAGCUCGACCCACAUGGGCACCUGCAAAGGGUGGUAAUGAACAAGGUGGUACUCGAAUUUUUGGUCCUUCUCAGAAGUACUCUUCCAGGGAUCUUGCCUCUCAUACGAACCUAAAGCCUAGAAAGGAAGGGCAAGACACACAGGAGGAAUUGCAGAAGAGGAAUCUUCGUGAUGAGCUGGAAGAGCGUGAAAGGAGGCAUUUCUCAUCAAAGGAUAAGUCUUACAAUGAUGAUAGAGACCGCAGAAAGAGUAAUCAACUUCUCUUGGAAGGGAUGAAGAGGGACACUGAAGACCGCAUUGUUCCACGUAGUGUGGAUGCUGAUGAUUCUGAUGUGGAAGUUAACAACGAUGAUGAGAGUGGUGAUGAUGAUGACGACGAUGAUGAUGAGGAUGACACAGAAGCUCUUAUGGCUGAGCUUGAACGAAUAAAGAAGGAAAGAGCAGAGGAGAAGCUGCGACAGGAUCAACAACGGGCAGCUGAAGAGCUUAAAGCCAAGGAAGAGCAGCUUCUUCGAGGAAACCCCCUACUUAAUAAUCCAACAUCUUUUAAUGUGAAAAGGAGGUGGGAUGACGAUGUGGUCUUCAAGAACCAGGCUCGAGGAGAAACUAAAACUCCUAAGCGCUUCAUCAAUGACACUAUCAGGAAUGACUUCCACCGAAAAUUCCUGCAGAAAUACAUGAAAUAAUUUGGCUAAUCCUUGGAAGUUGGAAAUUCACUAUGAAGUUGAAAGAUAAUUCUCGAUCUGAAUCAUUGUAUGUAUUCAAGAGUAACAAUCAUCUCUGCUGGUUUGAAUCUGAUGUAUUUCUUACCAGAAAAUUUGGGAAUGAUUUUUUUUUUUUUUUAAUCAAUAUGCUUGUCAACUGUAUAGACAGACGUGAGCAACUGUUAAUGAAAACUUAAACAGUUCUGUCCGCUUAA